Molecule: messenger RNA, 2022 nt
Organism: Fusarium venenatum
Lineage: Eukaryota; Fungi; Ascomycota; Sordariomycetes; Hypocreales; Nectriaceae
Source: RefSeq, a predicted model, not a curated record
AUGACUUCAAACGCAUGCGAUAGAUGUCAUCGUCGCAAAGUCCGCUGCGACAAAAUACAGCCCCAAUGCGGUCCCUGCAAGAGAGCAGACGUGGCUUGCGAAUACGCCGUUAGCGAACACCAACUAAGAAGAAGGAAUAUCCAAAAGUUGGAGCGCAGGAUUCGAGAUUUGCAAGCUAAUAAUGAGAAUUUGAGUGCGCAGCUGAGAAGGUCCGAGGGGCCAAUCCAAGAGAGGCAUGGAUCAGAAAGAAACACGACAGGCAGCAACACAGAGAGUCCCCUUGGAGAUGGAGAGGUUGCCGAAGAAGUCAUUCAGAUGAGCCUCAUUGCAGGUGGUGGACAUCACUUUGUCGGUUCAACAAGUGGACUGUUGCUUGCCAAUCUACUCCAGUCCAGACCCCAACCCUCAUCGUCUCUACACGCAUCAGGAUGGAAGCCAGAUUCGACAGCACUUACUCCCCAAGGGGGGUCAGGAUUACCACCAAAGACUCUCGCAUCAGAAAUCCUCAAAGCAUACUGCAGCCAUGACCACCUUUGCUAUCCUUUCCUGUCUACGAAAUCCCUCUACCGUUCAUUGGACGCAGUAUACGAAGAAGGGCGCGAAAAGGACCCCGUGGAUGCCUUUUUCAUCGAUAUGACCCUUGCGAUAGGCACUGCACAAGUCCACAAGUUCAACUGGAAUGGCGUUUACGAUGCUGAGACGCACUACAAUCGAGCCAUGACUAGACUAGCUGAUGUUCUUGCAAGAGAUGGCAUCGAGAGAUUACAGGCUUUGUUGCUGGUGUGUCAGUAUAGGAUGGGAACGACAUCGAGCAACACUACAACGAGUGUAUGGCAUCUUAUCGGUGUGGCUGCUCGGACUUGCCUGGAGAUGGGGCUCCAUAGAGCAACUACGUAUACACUACCACCAGCAAACGAACAUGACGAGAGUCGCAAAGCGAAAGAGGAAGAGAUGGAGACCAAGAGACGAUGUUUCUGGAGUCUUGUCGCGUUGGAUCGCGUGACAAGUCUCGCAUUGGGUCGUCCUUUGGCUCUCCAACUAGAAGAUAUCGACGUCGAUUUACCACCCUCAUCCGCACCCGAUCAAUUCCCCGAAGACAGCAGUCCUCUUUCGUCCGCACCCUAUGGAACACCACAAUACCGCGCCGCAACGUCCGUCUUUGUGCACAUCGUUCGAUACCGUCUCAUCUGCGGCAAAAUCAUCAACGCACUACACCGAAGCACCAAGCAUGUUUCGUUUGCGAGUAUAAGCUACGAGGAGAUGCGCACGGCAUUGGCGAGAGAACUACAGGAGUGGCAUACAGAAACAGCCAAUCUUCCUCUUGUAAAGAGUGACGCGACGGCUGCUUCACCUGCUAGCGGAUCGAGUUUUCGUUGCGAAGAGUGGUAUCGUCUUUUGUACCAUAAUGGCGUGCUCAUGCUUUUUCGGCCGUCACCUUGCUUAAACGAUGCGUCUGUGAAUAGUCUUGCGCUGCAGAAUAUCUUUGACUCGGCGCGGGAGGCUAUUGUUUUAUACGCCAGUUUACACCGAUCUCGAAAGAUGAAUUAUUCGUGGAUAACCAUGCAUACUGUGUUUCUGGCUGGGCUGUCAUAUAUUUUUGCUUUACGACAUCAUUUUCAGGCCCUACAGCUACCAACUUCGGAACCUCAGCGAGCGAGAUUGCAUACAACCCCUACCAUAAACCAAGUUGUCAACGAUACACGCGCAUGUUCAAAGGUGUUGGUUGCUGUGUCGGAGAGGUGGGAUCUGGCGAGAAAUUGCUCUGAUUUGUUUGAUAGACUGAGCGAUGCCGUGGUGGCGGAUGUAGUCGAGGCGUCAACACCAAGUAAUCACGGGUUGAGUGUUGCUGCGGCAGUACCUUUUUCUGCAGAUCUGGCGAAUAUGACGGUCGAUAGUACGUUUAGGGAUUGUUUUGGGGAUUUACAGAGUCUCGGGUUGGACGAGUUCCAUAAUGAUGCGAUUUCGCAGUUGUCGCAGGAGUGGUUCUUUGGGUUGGGCGAUGAGACACAUCAGUAUUAUUGA